AUGUCUCAUCUCCAGUACUUCGACUACGAAGGGUUUGGACAACGAGUUAGAAAGGACACCCACUAUAGCCAGGCAGUCCGAAUUGGCAACAAACUUGAAAUCUCUGGUCAAGGCGGAUGGGAUCGCAUUACCGAACAAAUCCCUAGCGAUCUAGGCAAGCAGAUUGAUCAAGCAUUUGCCAACGUCGAGCAUACCUUGCGACAAGCUGGCGGGAAGGGUUGGGAGCAGGUGUACAAAGUCCGCGCCUUCUGCGUGGAUAUGCCCAUCGAAGAGGAAAUGGCUGGGCAUGUCAUUCGCAAUCUUCGGCAAUAUUGUCCGAAUCAUCAACCACUUUUGACUGCUGUCGGUGUUCCGGCUCUGGCAUUUCCGGCCAUGCGCAUUGAGAUUGAAGUUGAAGCACACCUGGGUUUUUGA
This is a messenger RNA of Rhinocladiella mackenziei CBS 650.93, 414 nucleotides long. RefSeq lists its product as uncharacterized. The coding region runs from base 1 to 414 and encodes 137 amino acids. NCBI's taxonomy places the organism in Eukaryota, Fungi, Ascomycota, Eurotiomycetes, Chaetothyriales, Herpotrichiellaceae. The record is from RefSeq and is a predicted model, not a curated record. The transcript is spliced from 2 exons.